UCCUACCAAUUCAGUUCCCUUCUAAUUACCUGAAAUAUGAGUUGUGAUCCAAACGGUAAUUGCCCUUUUAUGUGUUCCUCACCUCCUGGCAAUCAUGCGCCACCUUAUCUCCCGGCGCACGUUAGCCGCCCACCCUACCUAAGCGGUGGUGGCCUCCCCAUCGCUCAAGAUCUCAUAAUCAGCCGCACACCACUCCCACCACCACCCCUUUAACCCUACACCCGCAACCCAACAUGUCACCAUUCCCCACUUUUUCUUUCUCCGCCGCCACCACCACCCCCUCUUCCCAAAAUCCUCUCUUUCCUCUCACUAUCCUGCGCCGCCCUCCUUGUCAUUUACCCCUUUGCCCUAAUCCUCCGCCACCUCCGCCAUAAGAUCUGAAUCUCUGAGGAUAACGGUUUGUCUCCUCCGUCUUGUUUUUUCCAUGGCUUCUCCUCCUUCUUCUCCGGUUGAUUCCUCCACCACCACCCCACCUGCCGAUCCUCCCACCGCUGUGCCUCUCUCGGUUGCUGUUCCCCCUGCUCUGCCCUCUUCGCAGCCUUCGUCAUCCUCUCGCCGCCUUCCGCCGCCGUGCUGGUCUGCUGAGGAGACCGUCGCUCUCAUCGAAGCGUACCGUGACAAGUGGUAUUCUCUUGGCCGGGGUAAUCUCAAGGCCACGCAUUGGCAAGAUGUCGCCGAUGCUGUUACCUCCCGCUGCCCCGGGGCGUCGCCGCCCAAAACCGCCGUGCAGUGCCGUCACAAGAUGGAGAAGCUCCGGAAGCGGUACCGCACGGAGAUCCAACGCGCGCGUAACAUGCCUGUUGCGAGGUUCAAUUCCUCUUGGGUUCACUUCAAACGGAUGGAUUCCAUGGAGAAAGGUCCCUCCCCUGUCAAACCUGAGAACGAUUCCGAUGAUAGCCCCGAUGAGUUUGAUGGCGAUGAGGAUAAUGACUUGUACGAGGAAUUCAGAAGUGGCAGUGGGUCCAAUACGAGGAGCUUGAAUAAGUUGUACCGGAAUGGGAUGAGCGGCGGCGGCAGCACCGUCAAUGGCAGCGGAGGAUUUCGGAUUCGAAUUCCGGAUGGGGUAAGCAUUGCACAACCUGGGAAUUCCAAAUUGUAUGGGAAAAUUUCUGAUCAGAAGUACAACUAUAACAAUAACAACCCUGGUUCAAAAUCUGGGCAUGGCUUUAAUAAUCCCAAUUAUGAAACUAGGGUUUUGAAAGAGAGGAGUGGACUGGGGAAAAGAGAAAGAGAGAGGGAGAGAGAUCCUGUGAGUGAGAUGGUGUGUGCAAUUAAGGUUUUGGGAGAUGGGUUUGUGAAGAUGGAGCAGAUGAAGAUGGAGAUGGCGAGGGAGAUUGAGAGUAUGCGAAUGGAGAUGGAGAUGAAGCGUACGGAGAUGAUUCUGGAAUCGCAGCAGAGGAUUGUGGAGGCAUUUGCAAAAGCAGUUUCAGAGAAGAAGACAAAGAGAAUGCCUUCAUCACCUUCAGAAUCAUAGAGAGAUCAAUGGAUGGGUAACGUAUAGGGUUUUUUUUUGGACGUUGUAAAGUGAUGAUGGAGCAUUGCUAGAGAAGCCAAUGAGUUCACUUUAUCAUUAUCAUCUGUAUGUGAGUUCAGUUCAGCUCAGCUCAGCUGUGUUUCUUCUUUGUUUAUUAGAGUUAGGUCUUUGCUUUUCUGUCUCUUUUUUGGAUUUCAUUUGUCUUUUAUUCUUUCUUAGUAGGGAAAACUUGAUCAGUUUAAGAUUGAUGAUGGAUAAUAUGUGCUUAGUACUUAAAUCAAAUUAUUUAUAAAUAAACAUAUAUUACGAGAACUAA
This is a messenger RNA of Neltuma alba, 1790 nucleotides long. Its product is annotated as trihelix transcription factor ASIL2-like. The transcript has a single exon. The record is from RefSeq and is a predicted model, not a curated record. NCBI's taxonomy places the organism in Eukaryota, Viridiplantae, Streptophyta, Magnoliopsida, Fabales, Fabaceae. Bases 425 to 1474 code for a protein of 349 amino acids.